AGAAGAUUGGACUUUUAAUUUUGUGAACGGAGAAGGUUCAUCUUUUGAUUAGGAAAUAGUGUAAUUAUUUGAUCGACUGCUUAUUGUUGUCACCCCACUUCUUGAUUAGUUUUAGAUUGUGAAGCAGGUGACCUGACUCCAUGACAACUACCCAGACUACAAUGAGUCAGCCUAAUAAAGCUAAUGAACGAGCAGCCUCCUCUACUGCCAGCGUUCAAAACCCAGCUUCCUCAUUCAAAAGAUUGGGCAGGAAAUCACCGUUUAUGAGAUAUGGACUUCCUAUGAUCUCACUAACAGUGCUUGGAUCUAUUGGUCUUAGCCAACUUCUGCAAGGCAGCAAGGAUAUAGCUAAAGUAAAGGAUGAUCAAGAGUGGGAAAUCAUCGAAACAAGAAAAGCUCUUUCCCGGUUUGGACCUGUCAAUGCAUAUAACCCCAAAAAAAUGAACUUGGAGGAAGAACUAAAGGCUUUGCAAGAGAAGGUUGAUAUUAAUGAUUAUGAAUAUAAGAAAAUCCCUAAGCCAAAGGAAAGCGAAUAAAAUAAUGUUAGUGGGACUCUCUUGUUCAAUAAUUUUGCAGCUCGUUGGCUUCUCUUUUGGACUGUCAUUUCACUGAUUUCUCUGUCAGGCAGACUCUUCCAUCCACGAGUUACGUGCUACCGUUGGAAGUAAUUUUUACUGAGUUUGUGAAUGCUUUUAGCUGUGUAUGCAGGUUGAGUAUGUAACUCUUAGUCAAGUUUUAAGUUUAUGCAUUCCAUGUUUGAAAUAAUGUGGGCUAUUCUUCCUUAGAUCUUAUUAAUUAACUUCUAUUUAAGAAACUGCU
This is a messenger RNA of Solanum verrucosum, 819 nucleotides long. RefSeq names its product cytochrome c oxidase assembly protein COX16, mitochondrial-like. Bases 141 to 536 code for a protein of 131 amino acids. Gene Ontology annotation, cellular component: mitochondrial membrane. The transcript has 3 exons. Lineage: Eukaryota; Viridiplantae; Streptophyta; Magnoliopsida; Solanales; Solanaceae. The record is from RefSeq and is a predicted model, not a curated record.